This is a messenger RNA of Amyelois transitella, 12033 nucleotides long. RefSeq names its product ankyrin repeat domain-containing protein 50. The transcript is spliced from 39 exons. Lineage: Eukaryota; Metazoa; Arthropoda; Insecta; Lepidoptera; Pyralidae. Gene Ontology annotation, molecular function: protein binding. The record is from RefSeq and is a predicted model, not a curated record. Bases 683 to 6298 code for a protein of 1871 amino acids. Gene Ontology annotation, cellular component: cytoplasm.
AGCUCGGGAAAGAAAGCUUCCUUCCUCGACCGCCGCUGAUGUUGUUGUUUUAUUGCUUUUUCAUCCGAAUGUAUCUGUUUCUCUACAUAGAACUUUUUGUUUUCUAAUUUCUGUGUUGCGUGUGAUGCAUAGUGCCUAUGUUCGAUCAUGAUAAACGAAAGAAAAUAGCGCUUUACAAACAUUAUCACCAAUCAGGUACAAACUGUAUAACAUGUGAUUAGAAAUGUAAAUAAUUAAUUGAAAUUAUCGCACAAAAUGGACGUGAAAGGAUGUUUUUGUGAGUUUAAAGUGUUGUGAAUACGUUGUUUCGUUCUGUUUAGUGCAGUUUUGUGAAUACCCAUGUGGUAUAGUUGAGAACAGUGGUUUCAUCUUUCGGAGGCGCCUCGGUUGUCAUCGCUAGCAGCUUGUAAAAAAUAUCGCAUGCAGCCAUGGUAUCAACCGAAAGAAAAAGAUGAACAUUAAAAUGUAAAAGUUUCGUCAUGUGCAGAUGAUAAAAUGACGUGAAUCUUACAAAUUUUGUGAUAAUUCAACGCAGCAUACGUAUAAUAUAUAUAAGGCCUAUAAAAAUACCCGGGUUCCUGUAGUCUUAGUGUCAAUUAAUCUAAAGCCAAAGUCAUAAAAAAGAAAAAAGGUAACACUACCUCUAAAAAAACAUAUUUUUUCUAACCAAAGCUAGUUUAAGAUGUCGAAUGAUAUCCCUAUAUAUAGUCAGAUAGUACCAAAAUCGCAAUACCGCGCGAAGAAUUCGAAAGCGUCUACACGCGCGCAGAAUUUGGCGCGAACUGACUUCGAUCCGUUGAAUUUCAACAAUGGCGGCAACUUUCAAAUGUCGAACGCCUUAGACAAGAUGGAGAGGGUAGAAAAGAAAGAGUCAAGGAGGUCUCGUGACGAGACUAAGUCGAGGAGGACCCAGAAUAAGAAUAAUGACACGACCGAGGGGAAGGUAGAGGCGUAUUUGAGGCAGAAUCAGGUCAGCAUGAGGCAACAACAGAAUAGACAUUCCGCGGUGAGGCAGGCGGAGCAUAGAGUUAAUCUGAGAUCUCUACCACUGAACGACGCAGUGGCGUCUCGCACCCACGAGCGGACUCCUACUGAGCGUCAUCGGGGGUUCCCGGAGCGGGACGGCACGAGGGAGCAUCGGCGGGAGCGGGAGCGAGACAGGGAGAACUAUCAGAAUGAUGGCACACCUCUAAGCCCUCAAGCUCCCAGAGCCGAAAGGGAGUCUCGAGUCAGGAAGUCCACUUCGUCUCACCGCGUCACUGAGAGCAUAUCAACGGAUAAACGUAGAUUCUACUGCAGGGAAUGGGCCUUCCAGAAGAUAGCUCACUGCUUGGAACAACGACCAGCGAGCAAGACCUGUGGCACGCUUAUACUGGGCGACGCGGGUAGCGGGAAAACGGCGCUGUGUCAAGAGCUGAGCGAACCCGGGACGGGGCCACAAGCGAGACAGCAGCGCGCACUGAACAGGAGACUUCUGGCGAGACAUUUCCUGCAGACUCAAAACGAGAGCAGCCUCCGGCCCAGCGAGUUCAUUCGUUCAUUAGCAAUGCAAAUACUCAGUCACUCGUCGCGACGCGCCAGGAACGACAGCGAGAGACAGCACGCUAGCCCGCAAGCAGAGAGGAGGGAUUCAGAAGAAGAACGUCUGGUGAACCGGUUCCAAGGACUGGCAGACGACGCGGAGGAGAGUUCCAAACCUCUGCUGGCCGAUAGCGAAGACCAACGCACUGACGAGGAGGAAGGCGCCGGCAGCGGCCGUAGACAACGCACCAUAGACCGCAUUCACGAGAGGGAAGCGUAUCUGGACUCUAUGGUCGGAGACGCGUCGCUCAGCCGCGCUGAUGAUUUGCCGGAAAUCCUGCCGCGGGCGAGCGUCAAGCCGACCAAUCCGUUCGUGUCGGACGACAAAGACAUGCGCCUGUACGAGAACCACGAAAAUCUAUUCCUGCGCAACAUUUCACAGCGGCAAUCCAAAGAGUUGCGCAACUCGCGACUCCUGCGUCAGAGCUCCGAGCCUCUGAACGAGAAGAAACCGGCCGUUCUACAAAAAAGCCUGUCGACCGAACACAAAGACGACGACAGAAAAGUCGAUAAUAGCCCCCCGAAAUCUCGCAUACCGGUCGCCAACUUCAAAUAUCCGAACAAAAGCGAGUUGCGUUCAAACGAGAAUUCACCGAAAAAGUGUGACAAAAACGAGACACCGGAAUAUCAGAACGUGGUCAAUUCCAUUCCUCUGACAGAGAAUCACGAAUUGGAAGUGCUUUUGGAGAAGAAACGUUCGCAGAAUGACGAUGUACCCCCGCCGAUACCCAGUUUGCCAAUAAGUUCUCGCACUGUCAUUGCUAACGCGUAUUAUGAUAAGUUGUUGUCGGAGCCGGAGAUACAACAGGCGUUGCUGCCUCACAAUUUGGAGAAGAAUCCAGAGGAAUGUUUCAAGAAAGCGUUGCUGUUUCCCCUGUUGGAGAUAGACCCGCCUAAGCAGUGUUUGUUUCUGUUGGUCGACGGCAUCGAUGAAGGUGGCAAUGCGGUCCCGGACGGAGACUCGUGCGGCAGCGUGUCGGUACUCCUGUCCCGCAACCAGCACCUGUUCCCGCCGUGGCUUUUGCUCGUCUGCACGGCGCGGCGUCACGCCAAACCCGCCACCAGCCUGUUCACAGGGUUCCGCAAGAUAACGUUGGACGAGUUGCAACGUGCGCACGUCGCCGCUGACGUACAGAGAUACGUGUUGGCGAGACUGGACGCCGAGCCGAAAUUGAGAGCUCGUGUUUCAAGCGAUUCUACUGCAGCGGCCGCGGCGGCUGCGGCGUUAGACCAUCUCAGGAUUAAAAGCGAUGGAUGCCUGCUUUACUUGGAAAAGGUUUUGGACGGAGUGGCUGACGGCUUCAUAGGUCUUAGGGAGAUCAGAGAUAUACCUGGCACUUUGAACGGCCUGUAUUUAUGGUUGGCGCAGAGGCUGUUCCAUGGCAGACGAUUCACUAAGGUCCGCCUCCUUCUGGACGUGUUGCUGGCGGCCCGUUGCGGUGUCACUGAGGAAAUGCUUUACAAAUGUCUCCUGACCAAGGAAUACAGUGUUACCAGGGAGGACUUUAACAGGAGACUACAUUUACUUAGAAGGAUCGUGGUGGUGGAGCGGCGCACGGGCCACCUGUCGGUGUUCCACCACUCGUUCGCGGCGUGGCUGGCGGACGUGAAGCACUGCACGCGCCGCUACCUGUGCUGCGCGGCGGACGGCCACGCGGCCCUGGCCAUGUAUUACACGCUCGACGCUAAGAGGCUAACAGCUUUGGAGAUACACAACUACAUUUACCACAUGACGAAUUUAGAACAGCAUUUGUCAUCUAUGAAGAAGAAGAAUUGUGGAGAUAAAACCGACGAAGUAUUAGACCUACACACACUUUUCCUGCUAUGGGUAAUCGAUUCCGGAUGUGACGUGGAAUCGGCUCUUAGAAGGGAGAACGAUUACCGACCACUCGAUACAACUGCUGAGAUGAAGAAUGAGGCUGAAGAAAAAGAAGUUGAUCCGGAUUCAGAAGGGAAGGAGUCUGUGUCAGCCGAGCAAUCGACAAUAGAAUCCAUAAUGCCCGAGCUGGUGUCCGGCGAGACGGCGCCCCGAUGGCCGCGUGACAGGAGAGUGUACAACACGCUGUUGGAACUGACCAGAUGCGAUUCAAUUCCGGCGCAGCAGAAUGAGUUGCUGACAGCCGAGAAACCAAUGGAAGAUGAUCCUAUAGAAGCUGUAGAAGAACCGGUAGUCCUGGACCCAAAUCUGGUGUUCGAGUUGGCUACGAAAGGCGAUGACGAAGCUCUUACCGCUUUGCUCAAGCGCUACCCUCACCUAGUAGAAGCCACAGAUUCCAUAGGCGGCACUGCUUUGCACUGUGCCGCCCGCGCCGGCCGCGCUCUGUGCUGCGCCGCCUUGCUAUCAGCGGGCGCGAGGCCUGACGCUAACGAUGCCGACGGCUGGAGCGCCCUUAGGGCUGCUGCCUGGGCUGGACAUGCUGAGGUUGUCGAGGUUCUUUUGGAGUUUGGCUGCGACGUAGACUGUGUUGAUGCCGACAAUCGGACAGCUUUGAGGGCCGCGGCGUGGUCCGGCCACGAGGCGGUGGUGUCCCGGCUGCUGGCGGCCGGCGCAGACGCCGACGCGGCGGACGCGGAGGGCCGCACGCCGCUCAUCGCCGCCGCCUACAUGGGGCACGCGGACAUCGUGCGCGCGCUGCUGGACGCCGGCGCCAGCGUCGACCACGCCGACGAGGACGGUCGCACAGCCCUCUCAGUGGCGUCUCUAUGCGCUACAGGCGCCGCGUGCGCAGCCUCUUUACUCGAAAGAGGCGCGUCAGUACAAGCGGCCGAUCGCGAUAGAGCUGCUCCGUUAUUGGUUGCUGCUUUUGAGGGGCACACUGAGAUCUGCGAACUCCUGCUCGAGGCGGAAGCGGAUAUCGAGGCGGCGGACGUGGCGGGGAGGACCGCGCUGUGGGCGGCCGCCUCCGCCGGGCACGCCAGGACGGUCAGGCUGCUGCUGUUCUGGGGCGCUUGUGUCGAUAACAUGGACCACGAGGGGAGGACUGUAUUGAGUACUGCCGCUGCUCAAGGUAACGUGGAAGUGGUCCGGCAGCUUUUGGACCGCGGGCUGGAUGAGCAUCAUAGGGAUAAUUCCGGUUGGACGCCGUUGCAUUAUGCUGCUUUUGAAGGUCAUGUAGAAGUUUGCGAAGCACUAUUAGAAGCAGGCGCGAAAGUCGACGAAGCUGAUAAUGACGGAAAAGGCGCUCUAAUGCUGGCUGCUCAAGAAGGACAUACAAAAUUGGUGGAAAUAUUGGUAGAUGAAUGGGGAGCACCCGUGGAUCAAAGAGCGCACGAUGGCAAGACAGCAUUAAGGUUGGCAGCCUUGGAAGGUCAUUUCGACACAGUCCGAGCACUACACGAACGAGGCGCUGACGUCAACGCCUUAGACGCCGAUAGAAGAAGCACUUUGUAUGUGCUAGCAUUGGAUAACAGAUUGGCCAUGGCGAGAUUUUUAUUGGUCGAAUGUGGAGCGAACAUCGAUACAACUGAUACUGAGGGCAGGACACCUCUUCACGUUUCAGCGUGGCAAGGGCAUACGGAUAUGGUCAAUCUUCUCAUUAAAGUUGGCGGCGCGGCGGUGGACGGGCGCGACCGCUGCGCGCGCACGGCGCUGCACGCGGCGGCGUGGCGCGGCCGCGCGCCGGCGCUGCGCGCGCUGCUGCAGCACGGCGCCGCGCCGCACGCCGUGUGCACGCAGGGCGCCUCGCCGCUCGGUAUUGCAGCACAAGAAGGUCACGAGGAAUGCGUUCUAUGGCUUCUACAGCACGGCGCUGAUCCGCUGCAGGCCGACCAUUGUGGUCGUACUCCCGCGAAGGUGGCGUGGCGAGCUGGUCACGGGAACAUCUGCAGAUUACUGGAGAGAUGGACCGCGCCGACCGCGCCGCAGCAGCUCAGCCCGGCCAGCGCUGACUCGCCGGAAUACAAGAGGCGCAGCGUCCACAGUUCAAACUCGACAAAGUCGUCGUCCAACCUCACGGGCGGCUCGGGACGCUCCCACGACCCCCCCGAGCCCGACACCGCGCACAACGACAAGCCGAACCGAGCGAAUCUCUCCCUCUCUUUCGCGCAGCAAGUCGCCCGCCGCGGGCACGGCAGAAGAGAGAAAGAGAGAGAAGCUAUACCCGAACAUAAAGCUGUGGAGAAAGAUUCCAAACUGAGCCCUUCGCUCAACAGGAGCUACCUGGCGCACGAGAAGGACGCCGACUUACGCGGCUACAGCGACCGCGACCGCCGCCGCGACGCGCGCCACGGCGGCUACCGCGACAACGCCAGUCCGCUUUAUGCGUCGCCGCCGAGGAGCCCCGUCAGCGACAUUUGCAGCCCCACAUUGCCUACUGGAGGGAUCGGAUCACAGCCGGCCAGUAUCACCCAACCUGUACUGACUGAUACACACUUCAAUCGCGACACGCACAUGAGAAUUAUACUGGGGAGGGACAGCAAGCAACAAGAUAGGAACGACAGCGAAUUAAGAAUGCCGUCGAAAAGUCGCCUCGCUUACAUCCGCCUCGUGGGCAGUAUCGGGCGAGCGAGAGGCAAGAUAUUUAAGAAAACCAAAAACAAAAGGAACGGCAUCGUGACCAACCCAGCCAUGAGAUUGGUCGCCAACGUCAGGAAUGGACUUGACAAUGCAGCAGCUAACAUACGUCGCACCGGCGUCGCCCUAGCCGCCAGCGCCAGUUCCAACAACCCAGCUGUCAAAACUAACGCGUUCCAGUGGAGGAAAGAGACGCCGCUAUAAAGUCACAUAGGUUAGAGCGAGACGACUGUAUAACAUCGCGUAUUUUUUUUAUAACUAAUUCGAGGAUUCAUUCAUCUGUCAAAAACUAAUGCCAAUGAAGGAAGGGGACGCCGCUGUAAAAUCAUAAAGGCUAGAGUGAGAGGUCCGAUGUUCAAUCGGAAAUUGGACCAAUCACGCCUAAAUCGAGUCACUCAUAGUCCAAAUAGCUAAAUAACUCGAAAAUUAAUAGUACCUACACUGCCUUUAAAAACUAACGCUUUUCGAUGAAAGAAAGAGACGCCGCUAUAAAAUGCUAUAAAUUAAAGCGAGAAAACCAUACUGGAGCUCAUAGUUCCGAUGAUUAAUUGAUUCGACGAUUGAAUCUACUUCCAAAAACGAUCUUCAAUGAAGGAAGGAGACGCUGCUAUAAUUUCACAUAGGUUAGAGGGAGAUAAAUAUAUACUCGCUCGUUACGACCAACUUGUUUCCAGAAUUGAUGGUAGAUGUCGUUGUUAUGUGUUUUUACCUGUGUUUUUUUUUUCCUAGAAAUGGUUCUUAUUCUAUACUCUUAUAUCAAACAUUCGCAAUUGUCUGCGAUGAAAUAUAAAGAAUGGUAUUUAUCCUCCCUCUCAUUCCCACUCAUGAGGCUGUUUUAAUUUUUAUAUACAAAGAAAAGAACACAUGUUAGUAUACGUGUUUGUGCAAAAUAGAGGUUGUCAAUUUGAUGACAGCCUGUUUAAAAUUAGUUUAGUAGAACAGUCGCCACAAUAUUUGAGUGAAAUGAUAAUUGUGGUCUUUGAGAAGUGACCUAAUAGGGUUGAUUUUCCCAUUUCAUUGUCGAUAAACUGUAAUAGUGAAAAUAUUUUCUUGAUUUCAAAAAAUUGAUUAGCACAUUGUUAUUAUGGUAAACUUUGUAUCUGCAUUUGAUUAUUUUAUGUUCAUUUAAUUCAAUUAUAUUAAGUGUGCUGUAUUAAAGACACACAAAAUCUUUGUGAACUGUAAACUUUUUAGCGUGACUAAAAAUGUUAACGUUAAAUACUCGUACAAAUUACUUCUCGGUUUUGCUGUAGUUUUCGUAAAAUGAAGUGAUUAAUAUACAUACGUUUUUAUUUGUAUCUUUUUAUAUUUUAACUAAUGAUGUUUACGCACUUUUGUUUGUUCGAACUCAACAUGUCUUCAAAAAACUAUUAUUAAAACAAAUAUCAAUAUAAAAAAAUCAGUAAAGAAAGUACUCGAUAAUCAAUAAAGAAUUUCUAAUUGGUCUCAUUACAUAUUAUAUCAGUAUUAAAAAAAGAACAAAAAAAAAACAUUAAAAUUGCAUUUCUAAGAAAUCAUAGUACAAUUUGUAAAAAAAAUAAUGCCUGAUCUCAAGAGAACAAAGUUAACAUAGAUUUUUAGACAUUUUUUUUACUUUUCAUAGACAAUUUGGUGCAUUUAUUUGUGUGUUGGAAACUAGUCUUCAUAAUUUAGGGUAGGGUUUUUUUAAUUUAACGUUGUAAAAAAAAAUCUGUAAUUAUGUUUGUUCAUUGAAAUCAAUAAUACAAAGAUAUUGGUAAGAACACUAAUUUGCUUAGUAAUGAUUAAUGUAUUUCUUAACAUUAUGACUGUAUAUGGAAGUAAAUUUAAAAAAAAUACUAUUUUAGUACGUAAUUAAGAUGUUCAAUUAUGGCAACACCAAGUGGCAACGAGCGCUAAAAUGUUGCUGUCCAGAGAUAAAAAAAUGUGUUAUUUUUAAGACGUAAUAAACCAAGAAAAAUUGGCUAUGGCUUUUGUGACGUAAUUUUAAAGCUGUAAGUGCUUUGUAGGGUUGAAGAAAUUUUUUGUGAUGGCAAUUUAGAAGUAAAUACACGUGUUGUUCUCAAGCCAGAACAGAUAUAUGUCAAAAUCGUAAUUAAAAGUAAAAAAAAAAUAAUGUCAAAUCAAUAUUACGAAACGAUACGAACGAGUAUUUUUGUAAUGUACUGUCGAUUUCUUCGUGUGUAUGUUAAAUACAAUUUUUUUAAGAGACAAAAAAAAAUUGAUUUCUUACGGUAUAUGAAUGUUGUAGAUGAAUCGUUCAUUUAACUUUGUUGUUUCAAAUAUAUCAUUAUGCAAAAAAAAAUUCCUUGCCAUGGUCUGAUUUAUACCAACUUAGAAUGACAUUGACAAGCUGUGUGAUCUUUAAAAAAAACAUAUAUCUCAAAGUUUCAAUACAGAAUACUUGAGAAAUUUGGGCAUUUGACCGCCACGGAUGUCAUUUGACAAACAUACAUACACCCUUGCAUACUAAGAAGUGAUCGACUGUACAUUAAAAUGUACACAACAUUUUUAUUUAUUGAAAUUUUACGUCUAGUGUACAUAACGAUUAGAAUUAUCGAUGCUAAAAAAAAGUAAUACAAAAAAUUACUCAUUGUUAAAAAGAGAAUCUCCUUGUUUAAAUAUUAGACAGUGUUAAUUUAAAUGGAUUAGGAAGCGACUGCGGUGAUGUCGCAUCGUUUAUAAGGUCCUUUAAAAUGUAACUUUAAUGCUGUUUUGAAAUGCCUUUUUUUAAAUUCUGACCAAGGGUUUUUAGUCAAACCUACAAAAUUGAACAUUACUUUUAUUAUUAAAUAUGUUUAUACGGCUUUUAAGAGUUAUUAUAAAAAGAAAGAAAGAACUCUGAAAUGCAUAGAAAAGACAUGUGAUAUGUACUCUUUAGGUGUUCCGUUUCGCCUAAAAGAAAAUGCCCAAGUUUACUAGCCCUUCCCUUGGUUGACUUUAACAAUUUGCACGGAAGAGAAGCAGCUGGCAUACAUUAUGUUUUAUCUUUGUAACCAGACUAGCAUAAAAGUAAACGCCCUUCAGGCAAACUAUGUGCAAAAAAAUGGACAAAAGUUACAUUUUAAUACACGUGGCCUAUUAUGUGCGCGCGCGCAAUAACGUCCCUCAAAGCAAUGAAGUUAUACUAAAAAUUAGGGAUUUUAAAGUUCUCAGUGGGUAGUUGUUGUAGAUUUUUGGCAUUAUUAGGUAUUAAUAAAUUGGAAUGACUGUGAGGCUUGCCUGGUUUGGGUUUACGGAUGACGGUGGCGCCAUCUUUGUAUAAUUGUAUUUAUAAAAACUUGUGAGAGAUAAGCAAUAUAGUUAUAUUAUUAAUGCACAAUAAAUGAAUGUAGAAACGAUUUCUUUCGCCCCUUUUGAACUUUAUUACAGAAAGAAAAAUAAAUCGAUGUGAAUGUGGUUUGUGAGUUUGAAUUUAACGAUGGCGCCAUUACGCUUUUGUCAUAAGCGCUUAGAUCAAUAUUUUUGUUAUUAACCGAUCAUUAUCCCUAUUAGAAGCUUUCGAAUGAAACUUAACAUUUACUUUUAACAUUCGCCUGCUCAAUUAAGGCAUUCAUAAAUUCCAGUGCCGUGUGGUUCCCGGCACCAAUACGAAAAAGAAUAGGACCACUCCAUCUCUUUCCCAUGGAUGUCGUAAAAGGCGACUAAGGGAUAGGCUUAUAAAAUUGCGAUCCUUUUUUUUAGGCGAUGGGCUUGCAACCUGUCACUAUUUGGAUCUCAAUUCCAUCAUUAAGCAGAGCAGCUGAAUGUGGCCAUUCAGUCUUUUCGGGACUAUUGGCUCUGUCUACCCCGCAAGGGAUAUAGACGUGACUAUAUGUAUGUAUGUAUGUAUAAAUUCCUAACUAGCUGAAAAUAAUUUUCCCAGCAUUAAUGUUUAUGGACAAAAAAUACGGGAAGUCAAAUGUCAAAAAAAAAAUUAAUUUUUUUUUUUUUUUUUCAAAAUGCUAAGUUUAAUCGGAAAAUUAUGUAAAGAGUAAUUGUAAAUUAAUAAAUUAUCUACAUAAAGGUAUCAAUGAUUAUUUACCUUAAAGCUACUUUUGGGAUAUAAACUUUUUGUUGGCAAUGAUCUGAGCGCUUACUAAACUCUUGUGAACUUGUCAUUAUAAAGAGAAAACUACCUAUAUUGUACUCAUAUAGAGUCUAGAUUUACUUAAUCAUCGAUUUGUUUGUAGAAAAUAUAUAAAUACAUCACGUCUUUUCCCUUUACAGGGUGAACAGUGUCUAAUAUUAAUCUUGGCGUCAAAUGAUUUAUUCAUAUUGAGUAUGAACUAUGAACAAAAAAAAUAUUAAAAUGUCAUAAAAUAUAAGAGGCUAUGUUAUUUUGAAUGCUAACCGAUGCUCUAAUGGUUUAACAUUCAGAAAUUCUGCACAGGAUGAAUAAAAAAAAAUUAAUACUAAAACUUGUAUGAUACUAUUAUAUUGAUCAUGGAAGUAGGUACAUACUGGUAGUCACACUCGUGUUUACAAACUUUUGAAAGGAAAAAUGUUAUUUCCCUUUCCUGUUGGUGUUAUAAGAAAGAGAUGGAGAAUCGAAAAGAUAAAGCAAGGAAGGUAUUUUUGAAUUACGAAAAAUAAUUUAGGAGUUUAUCUUCCAAUUUGUAUGUACUUCCCUGGUUGAUUUUUUUUUUGUUAUGUUCCUUGACAUUUAAUUAUAACAUCAACAAUUUUAAGAUUUAAAAGCAGAUAAACAUAUUAUAAUUAAAUUUUUAUGAGAAUAAAUACAGGAAAGAAAACUGUCAACUGAUUAUUUUAUCGAUUUAUAUUUAUAAAAAGAAAAAUUCAUCGAUUUAAUAACAAUCGACCGUUUUUAAAUUUCAGAUAAUCGAAAACCUCUGCCACUUAACAUGUGAUUAUAUAAAUAUAUACUCUGUAUAAUCGUGGAUCGAUUCUUGCUAUAUAACGAGUCAAUAAUUUAGUUUCUAUAAUAUUAAAUUUUGAAAGAUAAUUUUCAUUUCAUCUUUUUCAUUUUUUAACCGUGGUACGGUUCAAGAUGUCCUGUCAAAUGGAUAAGAGAAAAAUAUUAUUUUUCACGGUUAUAACCUUCCAUAAUAAUAUUAAAAACAUUUCUAACAUUAUAUUUUUAUUAUUAAGUUAUUGAAACCGAUAGUGUGACGUAAAACAUAAGCAAAUUGCUCUUAUAGCAACCGUUGGGAGAAAACUUGCACAUUCAGGCAACUGGAUGUGUAAAUAUGAUCCAAAACAGAUUAGGUUUCUUUGCGAAGGUUGUGGAGGUCAGACGGACGUCGCUUCGUGUGAAACCCUGACUUCAAGAGUCACUUUGUUUCAAAAUGGCGGAUAUUUACCCGCGAAUAAAUCCUCCUUACGCUCGCUUCUCUUUUAUGUCACACACUUAUAACACAUAGGUACAAAUCUUUCUUUCUCUGUCACUCAUAAGAAAUGAGUAACCUUUGUGAAAUUAAAAGGUUCCUAUAUUUUGUUUAUAAAUACUCUUUAUUUAAGAAAAUGAAAUUAAAAUUUUCUUUCAAAAAAUCAAAACUUAAUUUAACUCAAUGAUUUAUUGUGUAUAAAAUCGAAUAGCAAUAUUUAUUUAUUAUCUAAAUCUGAUUAUAUAUUUUUUAAAUUAUAUUUUGAAUAUCUCUCAUCAAUAAUUGGCGCCAUCUUUGAAUUAAAUGUGUAGUUUUAUUUCGACUGCUGCGUAACAGAUGGCGCUGUUAUGCUGCUAUUUUUAUCCUUUUUGCUUUUGCUAAUUAAAAAAGUUAAUGGUUUUUAUGCCGAGAUUAAAAUAUUUUCUUAUUUGUUUAUAAAUUAAAGCCAAUCAUUUCCAAGAUGUUCAAAAUAUAAACAAGAUAUAAUACAGAUGUUAGAUAUUUUUUUUGUAUUUUGCGUGUGUUUGGUGAUAUUGUGAUUUAGAAUAUGAAUUUGUAAGGGAUGUAAUGUAGACAGGCAGUGUGGUAUAACUGUUGUGAAGAAAUAUAUUGAAAUAUAUAUAAUUUCUCUUA